Esox lucius (northern pike) is the source of this 1344-nucleotide messenger RNA. RefSeq lists its product as uncharacterized. Gene Ontology annotation, molecular function: S-adenosylmethionine-dependent methyltransferase activity. The transcript has 7 exons. The record is from RefSeq and is a predicted model, not a curated record. The coding region runs from base 427 to 1251 and encodes 274 amino acids. Lineage: Eukaryota; Metazoa; Chordata; Actinopteri; Esociformes; Esocidae.
CUUCAGCAGUGAGCUGUUCAUUAUUAACAGAGGGACUGGGGACUGUAGAGCUCAGAACGAAGCCUUAUUACCUACAGCCCUAUACUACCACAUUUCUUCUUAUGCAAUUAAGUAAUAUUGUAUAGGCCAACUGUAUAGGGACAACAAUGUGAGUAAAAAGGCCUGAACUCAUUAUGCUUUUGUCUUUUGCUACAUUAAUCCCAACUCAAAAGCCACCAAUAUGUAGGCAACAUUCUGAUCCCUCCCUCAUUGUCUCCCUGGGACAUAUCACGCACACACUGCUCUGUGAUUCUGUGAGGCUAGGCAGCUUCAUACCAAACCUCAUUACUAAACAACCCACAUUCCCGUGAAGCUGCAGAACAAGUCUUCCACUCUCGUAGUAGGCUGACCCAGCGGCUUUCCCGGGCGUCUCCUGUGCUUGCUGGUAUGGCCCAUCGUCUAUUUGAAGAUAAGGAACAUGCUGCCUCCUACUGGAAGUACCGAGUCUCACCUUCACCUCAGCUCAUUGAAGAAAUAGUAUCCUUCCUGAAGAAAAGGAGGGACGUGCAGCCAUGUGACUUGGCAGUAGAUGUGGGCUGUGGCUCAGGUCAGGGAACCCGGCUCCUGGCUCCUCACUUCUCCACGGUGGUGGGGACUGAUGUCAGCCCUGCCCAGCUGGGGGUGGCCCUGAAGCAUGCCGCCGACACGAACGUCUCCUACAGGCAGUGUCCGGCUGAAGAGCUGCCCUUUGCAGACAGCUCAGUGGACCUGGUGACGGCCAUGUGUGCCUUUCACUGGUUCGACCGGCCGCGCUUUCUUCAGGAAGCCCACAGGAUCUUAAAGCCCAAGGGCUGCCUGGCUCUGCUCAGCUACACCGCGGACAUGGAGCUCCACUACAGGGACUGCUACCACGCGCUCAACGCCAUCUGCAAGGAGUUCUAUGCUGCUCUCCUUCCAUAUCGUGACCCUUAUUUGGGCCCGUGCUCGUUCAGUCUUUACAGACAGACUUACCUGUCCAUCACUUACACGGACAAAGAGUGGCAGGAGUGUAAGCGGAUGAAGAAGUCCAUGCCUCUGUCCAGCUACAUGGGCAUGAUGGAGUCCUUCUCCAGCUACCAGACUCUUCUGAAGAAAGACCCAGAGGAGGCCAGAAGACUGUCCACGGACAUCACCAGCAGACUCCUGGCUGUGAUGGGGGUGACUUCCCCAGAGACGGAGGUUGUGGUGGGAGUCAGGUAUUUCUACCUAUUGGCCUGCAAGCAAGCAGACUGACAUUAUGCCGCGCCCCACAUAGAACCUGCAAACGGGACAAACAUAAAACGUCAUCCAAUUUGUUAUUAAUAAAUGUUUUGCCAAACAGUGGUA